Exophiala oligosperma is the source of this 3372-nucleotide messenger RNA. RefSeq lists its product as uncharacterized. Gene Ontology annotation, biological process: DNA-templated transcription; regulation of DNA-templated transcription. The record is from RefSeq and is a predicted model, not a curated record. Bases 1 to 3372 code for a protein of 1123 amino acids. Gene Ontology annotation, molecular function: zinc ion binding; DNA binding; DNA-binding transcription factor activity, RNA polymerase II-specific. The transcript has a single exon. NCBI's taxonomy places the organism in Eukaryota, Fungi, Ascomycota, Eurotiomycetes, Chaetothyriales, Herpotrichiellaceae.
AUGUUCCAAUUCAGCGCCGGAAAUAUUUCGCACGAGGCUAGCGUCGAUAAUACGAUGCCAGCCUCGCGUAACCAAGUCUCCGGUGGUGAGAAACGUCAGAUCACCAGGAAUCGUAUUAGUUACUCCUGUCAGACAUGCCGGAAACGAAAAGUAAAAUGCGAUAAGGUACAUCCAGUCUGUGGGGGAUGCAAAAAAGCAAACGAAGAUUGUGUAUACAACGAUGAAACCAAACCAACCAUUAUCGCCACCACCGAGAUAUCAGACGGGUCGAAGAAGCGGAGGACGACAUAUGAAAGGCAAGAAUCGACUUCGGUCUCGUCGUCCAGCCCAUCUCAGGACAAGGCGAUACCGCCUCCUCCUCAGUUAAAAGCAAUCGAGGAGCAGUUGCAUCGCUUGACUUCAAUGGUCGAUGCACUCCGAAAAUCUGGAGGCAACGAGUCGCAACUCCGCGAUUUGCUCACCCCAGUGCCUUCCCAGUCGGAACAUGAUUCGGAUGAAACAGCGUCUCGGCCGGACCUCAGUCUCGGGAUGUUUCGCUCCAGAAACUCAGGAUCACCAAAAGACGUGAAUGAAUUGAAUCGGCCUUUGUCUAGUCUCAAAUUGACCAACGGCAACAGCAAACGGACUGUUGAAGAUCCAUUUUGGAUACAUAUCUCUGACGAGUUGGAUCAGCUUAACCACAUGAUGAGACGUCACAAUAACGUCUCUGGUAGUACAACAAGUGUGCAGAACAAAAAUUGCGAUGAAGCAAGGCCUUCAGCUAAUGGACCACAUGUUGAACCUGUCAAGGACGAUUUCUGGGAGCCGAUGAGUUUUGAGACGGCCUCUGCGGCUAAUGGUACCAACUCCUACGAUCCCGACAGUGAUUGUACCAUGUGUCAAAAAGUACCAUUUUCCAAGGCAACUUUGUUACAAGCAUUACCGAUAAAUUGCUCACACGCAACUGCCUACCACCAUCUCUUUAAAGCUUUUCCGACCAGGGCUCAGAGCAAUGUCCUUCUCCGAUGUUGGCUGUCAACCGUCUAUCCGAUUCUACCUCUUCAUAUUCCAGGUGAAAUUUUGGAGAAACACGAGAUGCUUUGGAAUCGAAUCGAAACAGUGGGAUUGGCACAAAUGCAAUUACACUAUCCGGAUCUUGAAAUAUACUCCAUAAUGUAUGUGAUCUGGUAUGCUGGAGUACUCGGCCUAUCCAGAAAAGGUCUGCAACGUUGGUUUCCAGAUUCAACACGUGCCGACUUGGCUACCAAAUUUCACGGCAGCGUAGUCUAUACACUGCACCUGGGACACUUCACGCGGGAUGUUAGCCUCCAGAAGCUCGCUGCCUUGGUUAUGGUGCAGUCUUUGCCCAUUGCUGAAGAAGACCCUAUCCAAGCCAGCCUUUAUACUCAGCUCAACGUCAGGCUGGGUCUGGCGAUGGGUCUACACCGAGAACCAACUCUAUUUGACCUACCCGUCGCUGAGGAAGGCAUGCGUCGCCGAAUAUGGUGGCAACUGGUGCAAUUGGACACCUCUCUUGUCAUCUCUACUGGAUACCCGACAUUAAUUUCAGAAAAUGUCUCUGAUACGAGAAUCAAUUGUGAAGACAAGGAUGCGUUCAUUUCUGAUGACGACGAGGCGAUAAGCCUUGAGGGUGGGAAGAAGCCAAAGCCGUUCUCGUGGGGUGAAACUCACUCUACCGACGAAAACGGCAAUUUGACACUUCACCGCACCAUGAGCCUCGUAGCAAGGGCGAGAUCGGUUCAGGCAUGUGCCUUGCGUGCUAUCGUCGAUACCCACCUAGGAACUAAAACGAUCACCAGCACCGAUAUGCAAGAAUUGAAGAGAGUCAUGGCUGAAGCUGAGGAGCAGAUCAACGACAUCAUCGCUCAGAUCCCGGCCAAGGGCUUACCUGAGAUGGGCUUCGUUCCUGAAGGACCCAAUGGGAAAUCGAGACAAGCCUACAGUCUCGACUGCGACUCGUCUAUGAGCAGUACCGUCACUGAGAAGGAUCUCGCAUUCUACCAGAAUUAUGUGAGCGAUGAUAAUCUAGCAACGCCCCUUGCACGUUAUCAUCGACAGAGACUGGCGGUCUUCAACAAGUGGGCUCGUAUCACCCUUUCGAUGUUGAAAGAUAAACUACAUUGUGUGGCAUAUGCUCCCUUUCUGAAAAAUGCCAAGAGCAAACUGUGGACGGUUGGGAGGCAGUGCGCUUUGCAUAACUGCCACAGUUUUAUGAGAAAGUUCAUCUCCUUGGUGGAAGAUCCUGACCUUGAAACCUUCCGAUGGACUUGGCCCGCAAUGUACGGCCCCUUACAUGCCGGACUGAUCAUGCUCGUCGAUCUCUACGCACAGCCUGACAGUGUGGAAGCACCGCGGUCCAGGGAACUCAUUGACAAGGUCUUCUCACUUUCCGAUCCGCGGGCUGGAAUUGUUGGGGGUCCCAAUGGGGUCACCAUUCAAAGGCCUCUCCGCGAAGGUGGCGUGGAACCGUGGGAUAUGUUGCGAGGCCUUCGCUCCGCUGCCUGGCAGAUGGCAGGACUUGACCCCAACGUGCUUUGGACCCAGGAGGAUCAACUCAAGCUAGGUCUUGCGACUCCCCUCACAGAUGCCCAGAAGAUAGCCCAGAGUUUGAGGGAGGACAGCAUCUAUGAGACUGGGGACGGGCAAGCAAACCUUAAUCUUGCUACCAAAACCGACCUUAGAAAUCAAUCAACAGAACAGGGAAUUCGAUACAUGGUAAGCCUGGCGUCCAGCGAAUUGAAUGGUGACAAGGAAGUCGACGAGUACAAUUGUUCUCGAGCAGUCAGGAACAGAUUUCUCCGUGAUAUCGAAAAUGGAGACCGUCGAGGUCAUGGUCUCAAGCUAGCGCAAUUAGAAGGACAGCAGAAAAUGCCUUUCCCAUUGAGUGGCUGUAUGGAGAGAUGCUCCCAACAAGCCGUCGGUGGUGAUGUCCCUAGCUCGUGCUUAGGAAGUGGGAAAGCAGUCCUCAGACCCACCGCAGUCGGCUACCACCCGUGCACUGGUCAGGUUGGGACGUCAGACAAUACCACCGACAAGAAGGAAAACGAUGGAGCAGACCCGUUGUUUCAGCAGGAUGGAUAUAUCGGCAGUCAAACCGACGGUGAUCUGCCGUCUGUGGAAAUUAAUACACUACAACAGAGCUUUGGAGGACCAAAUGGAAAUGGAUUGGAUUCUUCUGGAAUGCAAACUGGUCAUGGCAUUCAAGCAAACGAGCAAACUUUCGGUACAUAUAAGGAGACUCAGAAUACUACAUCGGCGCCUUCUGCGGCAGAAGACUUCGGGUUUGACUGGGCUCGUUGGGACUCUGUGUUUGGACAGUAUACUGGUUUUACUGAUAUGAUGGAAGAUGUGACAUUGUCAUGGGUUGAGUAA